This is a messenger RNA of Pieris macdunnoughi, 1239 nucleotides long. The record is from the annotation of a GenBank genome assembly. Lineage: Eukaryota; Metazoa; Arthropoda; Insecta; Lepidoptera; Pieridae.
AUGCUUUGUUACAGGCUCGCGUCGGGCAGCGAUUGCGGCGGUGGUGGGUCGGGCGGGGGCGCGCCCGCUCCACAGUCGGCGCGCGUGUCCUCGAACGGCGCCGGUGGCAUGGCGGUGAGCCGCGUGCCCAGCCCGUUGCACGACGGGAACACGCCCGUCGCUGAAAACUGGUGCUUUACACAGGUGAAGGUGGUGAAGUUCAGUUAUAUGUGGACUAUAAACAAUUUUAGUUUUUGUAGAGAAGAAAUGGGUGAAGUUUUAAAAUCAUCGACAUUUUCGGCUGGUGCUAGUGAUAAAUUAAAGUGGUGUCUACGUGUUAACCCAAAAGGACUCGAUGAAGAGAGCAAAGACUAUUUAUCGUUAUAUUUAUUGUUAGUGUCGUGUAAUAAAUCAGAAGUGCGCGCAAAGUUCAAGUUUUCGAUAUUGAACGCGAAACGGGAAGAGACAAAGGCGAUGGAGUCACAGCGGGCGUAUAGAUUCGUUCAAGGCAAGGACUGGGGAUUCAAAAAGUUUAUCAGAAGAGAUUUCCUCCUGGACGAAGCAAAUGGUCUCCUGCCAGAAGAUAAACUGACUAUAUUUUGUGAAGUGUCAGUGGUAGCGGAUAGUAUCAAUAUUAGUGGGCAGAGUAAUGUUGUACAAUUCAAAGUGCCAGAAUGCCGGUUAUCGGACGACCUAGGAGCUUUGUUUGAUAGUGAAAGAUUCUCUGACGUGACGUUAGCGGUCGGCGGACGAGAGUUUCAAGCGCAUAAAGCAAUAUUAGCAGCGAGAAGUCCCGUGUUCGCAGCGAUGUUUGAACACGAAAUGGAGGAGCGGAAACGCAACAGAGUGGACAUCACGGACGUUGAUCACGAGGUGUUACGUGAAAUGUUACGGUUUAUUUACACGGAUCGAGCGCCCAAUCUAGACAAAAUGGCCGACGACCUCCUCGCAGCAGCUGACAAGUACGCGUUAGACCGGUUAAAAGUGAUGUGCGAGGAAGCGUUGUGCCUCAGCCUAUCAGUGGAGACGGCAGCGGACACACUCAUACUCGCCGACCUUCAUUCCGCUGACCAGCUCAAGGCGCAGACCAUAGACUUCAUCAACACGAGUCACGCAACAGAUGUCAUGGACACCACUGGAUGGAAGAACAUGAUAUCCUCUCACCCUCACCUCAUAGCCGAAGCCUUCCGCGCCUUGGCGACUCAGCAGCAGCAGAUUCCUCCCAUUGGCCCUCCAAGGAAACGGGUGAAGCAGGCCUAG